AUGGAUAUUCAUAAAUUCUUUGCACCUGUUACCACGAAUUUGAAAACUGCAGAAAAUUACAACUCUAGUCUUCCCGAGCAGUCAGUGCCAGCGAUAGUAAUUGAUGAUAAACAGAAAGACACGUCUUCUGAAUCUAGAGGCGAACACGAGCAGGACAUCCCAGAUGAACCGUAUCAACCAGAUGUCAGCUGUAUUCCAUCACAGAAACUUGCAAAGAAAAAUCUGAAAUUUCAGCAACGCUGGUUCUCCAACUAUCAUUGGUUGCACUUCGACUCAAAAACUGGAGGGGUUCUGUGUCAUGUAUGCAUUACAGCAAAACGGAAGAAGCUGUCCGAGCUCACUAACUGUGGAGAGGAGUCUUUUGUUGCAAGAGGUUUUACGAAUUGGAAGAAGGCCAUCGAGAAGUUUGAUGCACAUGAGAAGUCAAACAGUCAUCGCUUAUCGCUAGAGAACAUCAAGUUUCACAAGACGCAGCAAUCUGUUAGCGCUCAGAUCAGCAGUGGUGUGCUCGCCGAUCAAGGUCAAGCUCGAGUGGCGCUAGUGAAGCUGAUCUCCACGUUGAUGUUUGUGGCAGAACAAGGACUUCCACUCCGUGGUAAAGAAUCAUCGGAAGGCAACUACAAGAAACUACUUGAACUUCGUGCAGAAGACGUUGCAACAUUAAAGAGCUGGCUAGCCCGGAAGCAAAACUUCACGAGCGGGGAAAUACAGAAUGAACUGCUGCUGAUAAUGAGCCAUACAGUAUUGAGAGAACUGUGUAAAGAUGUUCGAACCAUGUCCAGUCUGUUCGGAAUAAUAGUGGAUGGCACUCAGGAUAUACAAGGCAUCGAACAGGAAUCCAUAUGUGUACGCUAUGUGACUGACAACUUUGAUGUGAGAGAAGACUUCCUUGGCCUCUACAACAUCUCAUCAACGACGGGGCAGUCGAUUAGUAGAAUGCUGGUUGAUGCGCUGAUCAGGCUACAGCUUCCCAUUGAGCAGCUACGAGCUCAGACAUACGAUGGAGCUACUGUUCAGACUGCCCCGUUCAUCAAGGAUGCUCUUGAUCACGUGCAUGAGCGUGGAAACCUCUAUGAUGGAUCUGGCAAGUACAAACACCUCUAUCUGCAUCUUCAUGACGACGACACUGAAAAAGGUUCCCCUACACGUUUGAAGCCCAUUUGUCCUACACGAUGGUUGACGCGUGCUUCAGCUGUGACCACAGCCUUGCAUAACUAUGCAGAUGUGCUCGAUUCCUUGCAGGAAGCAUCUGCUGAGUUUGGGACAAACACCGGUUCUCGAGCGAACGGAAUUUAUACAUGUCUGUCUUCAGGAAAGUGCAUCCUAGGGUUGCUCGCAUCUCUGCCGAUCAUAAACUGUUUGGAAGCCUUGAACAAGUCCCUACAAGGUUCUGGCAUCAACGUUUCCGGGAUGUUGGAGUCCGUCAAAGUCGUGAGCGGUGAGCUCAAGAAACUGCGAUCCAUUAAGAAGUUCUCGGAUAUAUACCAAGCAGCCAAGGCAAAGAUCGCAGAACUCGACCUCACUCCACUGGCUGUCCCACGUCAAAGAAAGCGUCAUAAAAGACUCCAGCAAGGAAACGCAGAGGCCUUCAACACAGAUACAGCCGAGCAAAUGUACCGCAUUCAGUUCUUCACUGUAAUUGACACAGCAAUAACCAACCUGCAAGAUUAUUUUGUCUCAUCGGACCUUGCCAAGUACCAAGAACUGAGUGCUUUACUGCUGAAUGGCACAACAUCAAACGAAGAUGCUAUCAUACAAGAAUACCCAGAACUGACAGAAAGCCUCAAAAUCGAACUAUCCUUCUAUAGAAACCACCAUCCCGCAUCGACACUGGAAGGACACAGGUUAAUAUUCAAGGCUAUGGAGCCCUCUGUUAGGCGUAUGUUUCCGCAAGUGGAGAGGCUGCUGCGUUUGCUUCUGGUCUCCCCUGCCAGCUCGUGUGAAGCAGAAAGGUCGUUCAGUGCCCUACGACGAAUUAAAACGUGGCGCCGCUCCACAAUGACACAGAAGCGUUGA
Messenger RNA from Gigantopelta aegis, 2016 nucleotides. Its product is annotated as zinc finger MYM-type protein 1-like. NCBI's taxonomy places the organism in Eukaryota, Metazoa, Mollusca, Gastropoda, Neomphalida, Peltospiridae. The coding region runs from base 1 to 2016 and encodes 671 amino acids. Gene Ontology annotation, molecular function: protein dimerization activity. The transcript is spliced from 3 exons. The record is from RefSeq and is a predicted model, not a curated record.